CUUACCCACAUUCAACACAACACUUGAAUUCGACGUCAUCCUGCGAUUGAGUCGGCCAUGGCCCUACCAAGCUCCGCCGAGUAACCAGCACUGCAUCAAAGCCUCAGGUGGGCGUCUGACGGUUUCGGGCCGAAGACCUGUGGCACGAACCGCGGAAAAAGUGGGAGGGGAAUAUGGACCUGCUCAGCCUCUCCCGCCUGCCCAAGCGGUCGCUCAGCGCCAUGCCCUCCGAACCAGCCCUGCCGCCCAUCUUCGAGGACCGCUCGGACUGCGAAGCGGACAAGCGCACAUGGCCCCAUAGCCUCUACCGAUGGGGCACCACGGUCGGCUCAGCGGCCCUGGGCCCUUCUUCGCCUCCAGCUGCUGCUGAUGGCUUCAUGGCGCAAGUGGCUCUGCCGCCGAUGCCGUCGCUGCGCCCCUUUCUGUGGGAUGACCCCGGCUACCCCCACUCAAUAGGCCACCACAGUCGACGUCGCGAAGACGGCGUUGGCAGCAGCGCUGGCGCUGGCGGAGGCGGUGGCAGUGCCUGCGCCUGCCUGAGGCGUGCGGCCGCACCUGCUCGCCACGCCAUGCCGGACGCCUCUCCAGCCGCCACAGCCAGUACCACCUUAGACGGCACGGACAGCGGCGGUGGGGGCAGCGGCACUGGCAGUUCCAGUGGACAGCCCCCCAGUAACCUCAGCCGCAGCACCAGCUCGCAUGGCACCCGUGCCAUCGCCUCGGUACUCAAUCACGCCCAGCGCCUGGCGGACGUUCUACGUGCUGAGAACGAAGCGCUGCGGCUGCGCCUGGUGGCGCACCUCCACACACCGCUGGGGGGCCGGGAGGAAACCAUCCAGCACCUCAGCCAUAUGGGGCACUUGGGAGGCGGCGGCGGGCUGCUGGCGGCGGCGGCGGCGAAAGGAGCGCCGUCGGUUGGAGGGCUGCCCCUGACACCUACCGGGGCAGCGGCCGCCGCCGCUGUGGGCGCGGAGUUGCGGUCCACGGUCCCUGAGCAACAUCAUCAUCAGCGGAUGCCGCUCGUGCCAGGAUCGCCAUCCACUGACACAACCGUAGCGGACGCGGCUGCGGCAGUGGUGGUGGCUGAUGAGGCGUCGGAGCCCUGCGGGGAAGGCCUUAUUCGGCCUGGCAACAGCGGCAGCAGCAUUACCAGCAGUGCAAUCAGCAGCAGCAGUGACUGCUGCACCCCCACAACACCAGGCACUACUGCCUGGGGCCACAGCUGCGCUGCUGACAACGGGUUCUUGGCCAGCUGUAGCUGUGGCAAGUGCUCCCGCAACGGCUGUAGCAGUCCUAGCACCGAGGACGGCAGCAGCAACUCUGAGGACACUGCACCCCAAAGGCAACAGGAGCAGCGGUGUAAGGUAAGCUUUGGCCAGCAGCCUUCUGCGGGCAUGUGUGCGGUGAAAGGCGGCACCGUCGCCGCGCCAGCGGCUGCUGCUCUUGUUGCCGGCGGUGCUGGCCCUGCCGAGAUCACUACCGCUGCCGGGCAGCUGAUGAGGUCUCGGCGCUACAGCUGGCGGCGCCUGCAGGAGCUGAGUGGUUGCAACGGACUGCCGCCGCCACCACUAGCUCCGUCCUGCUAGCCCAUCAUGUCAAUUUGGGUGCAGUGGGGAGCGAGCUGGGGGCCUGGAGCAAUUCGUGCUUGAGGCCAUUUUGGGGGGCAAUUGUUGUGAACCUACUGCUGAGAGCGAGCAAACAUAUUGUUGCUCUGUGUGCGUGGCUGGGAACGCAGCGAUGACGAGAGCCGGAUGCCGGACAGUGACAGUCCGCUGGCGAGGGUGGCUAGCUGCCUGAGCAGCUGCUGAAACACGCUAGCUAUUGCUGUUUAUGGUUAAUUAAGCGCGGUCGUAUGCGUGACCGUAGUAACCUACAUACGGCUGAUUGAUGACGCACUUGUUGGUUGCCAUGCGUGUGCGGGAAUGUGCGUCAGGGUCUGCUGGGCGACUUCACGGAUGGCACGCUGCUGUCACUCCACGCAGGAACUCUGCUAUUGCGUCAUACGCACAUUUAUUAUACGGCCUGCACGAUAUGACGAUGGUACUUCAUCUGCUGUAUGGACGCAGAGCCUCAGCGGUUGCUAGCUAGGCUGUUAGCGCAAUGGUCCUGGCGCACUCUACCCUCAUGUGGAGAGGAGGGAUAUAGCUGCUGGCCAUACAUUCUCCACGCACGCCAUCACAGCCCGCGCGCCCAUCCAUGGCACAUGCGCCCGCCGCUGUCUAAGGCACACGCACGCACAGCACAUGCAUGAACGCGAUGACACAGAAGGUGUGUGUGUAUGUGUGUGUGUGUGUGUGUGUGUGUUACAGAGCACGAGGAAAACAGCGCGCAAAGACAGCAUAUGCGAUCCAGCACCGUGACGGCAUACGAAUGUUACCUAAAAUUACCUCGCAUAGGUGUGUGCGUGCGUGCGCGCGCGCGCGUGUGUGUGUGUUAAAAAACGAAACGAAAGCCCGCCCAGACGACGCCGUGUGUGUGUGUGUGUGUGUGUGUAUGUGUGUGUUAAAGAGCACAAUGAAAACGUUGCGCAAAGACAGUGUAUGUGUGUGUGUGUGUGUGUGUGUGUGUGUGUGUGUGUGUGUGUGUGUGUGUGUGUGUGUGUGUGUGUGUGUGUGUGUGUGUGUGUGUGUGUGCGCGCGCGAUGGGACAGUGUCAAGGCAGGUUGGUGAAGUCCCGCAGGGUGCAGCGAAUUCCCAGACCCCAGAAGGGGAACGUGUGCGUGUGUUGUGUGUGCGAUGGGACAGUGUCAAGGCAGGUUGGUGAAGGCCCGCAGGGUGCAACGAAUUCCCAGACCCCAGAAGAGGAAGGUGUGUGUGUGUGUGUGUGUGUGUGUGUGUGUGUGUGUGUGUGUGUGUGUGUGUGUGUGUGUGUGUGUGUGUGUGCGUGUGCGUGUUAUCAUACAUACAUGUCUGCUUUGCAGCAUGGGGCGAUUGCACUGCCCAGUGAAUCCCCCACAUGUGCUCUUGCCUUCACCACGCAUUUUUGGAACUUUGAAGCUGAUGGGCUUCGAGCGGCCGACCAAGCUGCAGCGGCCGCCAUGGCCGCCGGCGGCGGCGGGGCCGGGCUGAGAGCCUGAACGGCGCUAGCAGGGCGUGGGGCUGAGGGUGCACGUGUUGAUUGGCGGCGAGUGACGUGACUAGUUUGUUAGCUGCGGGUUAGCACGGACUGUGCACCCCACCCAACCGGCCACGUCCGGAUUUGCGGGGAUGCCAAAGGCCCCCAACAUAGAGGCGUGUGCUUAGUAGGCGCCCGCGUCAAGGUGGCUGGGUUGAUAACGAUCCGGGAUCAGCCCUUUUCCUGCCAUAAGGCAGCCACCUCCUUGUUGGAACUUUAGUUCAUGGUGCUGCGGGCAUAAGGGAGUAUGCAGUAGCAUGCAGGCAGGCACAGACAGGGGCAAUAAUCCUAUGGGGCUUCGCAGCAGGCCCGACGGAAAGCGGGAUGCUGGCGAAGGGCACCAGCACGCAGGUUGCAGGCGCAUAAACAGCUCUCAUUGAGCCGCACAUUCAGCGAUGCGGGAACCCAAGUUGCUCAUGCCUGCUCUAAGCUGUUUUCCGGUAUUUUCGGGGUGGGCGGCCAGCCGGCCGCCGGCCGACGACAUGGGAUGCUGCAGCCUUGCAGGAACGGGGCAGGCGGCUCAGUUUCGUAGCCUUGUGGGAAUUGGGCGUGUCCGCGCCCUGAGGUGGUGUGGCGGUAGGUGGCGCUAUGCGGAAAUCUCGUGGCAAGGCAGUUGGGCGACAUGGGUCAUUGAAGUGCAACCAUAGGGUGCGGGGACGAUGGGAGAUGAAGAGGCGGGGCCCGGAGAGCGGAAGCAAGCGCAACUUCACAUGAGCUUACAGCUAUGGGCAAUAAUCCAUUUCAAACAAUGGCCCAGCAUCCACCUCAGAUGCGGCCGUACUUGGGCGGGCCGCAUCGAUUGGCCGCGCUCAGCAGAGGCGCAGGGCGAUCGACGGGCGAGCUCAGUAGGUGCGAGCACGGUUCGUGUCGUCCCCAGAUAGGUCCUGCCAUACAGGUCGUCGACCAAAACGCAAACCGUAAUCUUUGGCAUGUAAUAUCGCCAUUUG
Messenger RNA from Chlamydomonas reinhardtii, 4061 nucleotides. RefSeq lists its product as uncharacterized. The record is from RefSeq and is a predicted model, not a curated record. NCBI's taxonomy places the organism in Eukaryota, Viridiplantae, Chlorophyta, Chlorophyceae, Chlamydomonadales, Chlamydomonadaceae. The transcript has 5 exons. Bases 174 to 1586 code for a protein of 470 amino acids.